CUAUAAGUACUGCGCCACGGGGGGAAGUUCCCCUCAGCGUGCGGCGCCGUGCUGGGCCGAGUCCAACUGUUGCCUGCCCGGGUGUCCUGGUCCUGCUCGGCGAUGUCUGACCCAGCUCAGCAACCUGCUUCUGGGGCCCCCGAAGGGGGAGCUCCGGAGGGGGGCCCCCCCGGGGCAACCCCCAAUCAGAGCAGUAACCGUCGGCUGCAGCAGACGCAGGCCCAAGUGAAGGAGGUGGUUGAUAUAAUCUGUGUAAAUGUAGACAAGGUGCUGGAACGAGACCAGAAACUGUCAGAGCUAGAUGACCGGGCAGAUGCACUCCAGGCUGGUGCCUCGCAAUUUGAAAGUAGCGCAGCAAAACUCAAAAGGAAGUACUGGUGGAAGAACUGCAAGAUGAUGAUCAUGAUGGGAGUGAUUUGUGCCAUUGUGGUGGUGGUGAUUGUAAUCUACUUUUUUACUUGAAUGUAGCUUCUUCAGUCUGCAACCUACUCUUCCCUGUCACCUUGCCUGUCUCUUCUUGCCCCUGAAUCUUUCCUUCCCUUCCCUUCCACCUAGCUUCUUCAUUGAUUUCUUUACUGGUUUUAAUUUGUCGUCUGUAUAGGACUCUGAAGCACUCUACUGAACACGGUUAGACUCUUCAACAGCUGCUGCAGCUUUAGGGAGGGUCAUCUAAGUUUAGAGGAGAGGGAAGUAGGGGAGGAGUGGGUGAGCUUUUGCUCCUGCUCUUCUGCAGGGAAUUUUUGUGGUUUAUAUUUGGGUGUGAGCUUGUCAAAUAGUGCCUGUGUGGACUCUAGCAAAAUAAGAAUGCCUUAACACCGUGCCUUUGGGGAUGAAGGGCUUCAGCAUGUGAGAUUCUUUAGUGUUCUGCCUAAAAAGAGCGGCAGCAUAUCUUAAGCUUUUCAUUGAGCUUCUGAAAUAAAGGCUAGUUUGUGUUGGUCAGUGACCGUGAGCCAUCUGACCGAGCUAGAUAUAGUGAUCUAGAAUUCUCUAGCCAUGGAGAAAUGAGCAUCUAAGGAAACAAUUUAUUUUGCUUGUCCUUAUUUUCAGAUGACUUGCUAUCUGAAUAUGGCCACUUCAGUUAUAAAGGAGAGCCUACAUGAUUCUCUCAGUCAAGUGCAACAGACUAAACACAUCUAAGUGAAAGGAGUUUUUUUUACUAUCUAAAAGGCACGUGUGGGAGUAAAAUCUCCUGCCAGAAGGAACAACAAUAAGGAGCCUGGUAGGGGGUGUCAAAUAUUUUUCAUCUAUGCAGACACAAGCAAGGACCCUGUGGCUUUUUAUCUUGCAGCUUUCUAUCUUGCAGCUUUCUGGAAGACUUUGGGGUCAUGGCAGAAUGGGAGUGGGCGUGUUGCUUUUGUGUUACUGGGUUGAAUGUCAGAGGAAGUCCGCGACAUAGCAGAUGGAAGCGAAAGAGACCGGAGGUAUUGCAGAUGAGACUGAAUGAGCCACAUAGCUUUCUAAGAAUACUUGUUCUGUUUCUACUACCACAAAGCCAUAACUUUCAGCAGGAGUUAGAGAAUACUUGGAAUGGUUAGCUAGGGUUGCAAAGGGAAAUGCUGCUUUGGGCAUGGGUAUUGCAAGGUGACAUCAGAUGUCCCAAUUUCUCAGCUUAGAUCUUGCGUAUCAAACUGAAGUCCUCCUUCUUGCUAUGGGUCAUCUUGAAUUUAGAUCCAAGGUGGUCUCUGCUGGAAGUAAACUUGCAGUGUGGAAUGCUGUGGCUUUCUAUAAGCAAUUCCCUUGUUCUGCUCCUUCAAAAAUAACAAGAGCUGUGAAUUGCUUAAAUGUGUUGUCAAACCUGGGGUUAAAUGAGUUGCCCUGUUCCUCAGUUUCUGCAGGGUCUUAUGAGGAAUGUGCAUCUUGUCGUUUUUUAUUACAAGCUGAGCUGUAUCCGGUAAUCUUGACUGGAAAGAGGACUCUCCUUUAAUUUAGGAAGCUCUACCUCAGUUGUAGAAUUCCCUGAGGUCUGCAUAGGCUUAAGGGGAUGUGGGAAGGCAGGGGAGAACAUCACUGGCAUUCCCAGAUGAGAGUGAAGUACAAAAGACGUGAGGAGCAGAUGCUUUUUGUUUCAUUGAGUGUGCCAAGGAAACCCCUUUCCUCCUCACAUGGCAUCUGGGAACAGACUAGGUUUUGCAUGCUCACUUCCAUGCCCCAGCAUUUCAUUUGCACUGAGUUCAUCUGCCUGCAAUUCCAUCCCUCUCCUUGGGUGAGGGCAGAGAUGAAGAUCUGGAGUGAAGCAGCCCUCGUCCCCUGAGCACUUCCCUAAUUCCCUGUGGAACUGAGAUGUGAUGGACGGUCAGAAGUGCAUCUACUGAAGAGGAGCCAGGGCCUGCUUGUACUACUUACUGCUAUCAUUUUAGGGGGUGGGCAUACAAGUUUGAGGUCCCCAGAACCAGCAAUUCUCUUGAACUCUUCUAAGCAAGCCUUUGGUACCCCAUCCCUCCUGUUCCUCUGUGGGCUGAGGUCCCCCUAGGCUGUCUUUUCUAUUUCUUUCUCUUAGAUGUUGUAUGUUGCUUCCUCUUCUGUUCCCUUUUUCCUCCUUUGUGUCUCUGCAUGGGCAAAAAAAAAAAUAUCUGCAAGGCCCGCCAAGUAAAGGCAAGGGACUCUGCUGUCCACAGCAUUACAGCCACUCAGGCACGUGCAGUUUAUUUCAUUCCUCUAUGAACACAACUGUAAUCUGCUCUGGCAUGUUCUGGUAAUCAGCUCAUGUACUUUAAAUGGUCUCUAAGAAACAAUUCACCACCUUA
This is a messenger RNA of Tyto alba (common barn owl), 2744 nucleotides long. It is a transcript of the gene VAMP1, whose product is annotated as vesicle associated membrane protein 1. Lineage: Eukaryota; Metazoa; Chordata; Aves; Strigiformes; Tytonidae. Gene Ontology annotation, biological process: SNARE complex assembly; vesicle-mediated transport; vesicle fusion. Bases 103 to 462 code for a protein of 119 amino acids. The transcript is spliced from 5 exons. Gene Ontology annotation, cellular component: SNARE complex; plasma membrane. Gene Ontology annotation, molecular function: syntaxin binding; SNAP receptor activity. The record is from RefSeq and is a predicted model, not a curated record.